Pocillopora meandrina is the source of this 775-nucleotide messenger RNA. The record is from the annotation of a GenBank genome assembly. Lineage: Eukaryota; Metazoa; Cnidaria; Anthozoa; Scleractinia; Pocilloporidae.
AUGAAAGCUCUGUGGGAUGAAUUGAAUGCAAAGUCAAAUGAGAUGGCUAAGCAAGUUUCACGGGAUGAAAUGAGGAGUGGCGAAACGGCUGAGUUGAUUGACUAAUUAAACAAACCAGAGAAGCGGAAGAGCGGUAAAGAGACGUAGCAGAUACUCGAGAGAGAAAACAAGAAGUAGAAAAGCCAGGCUUUUGGAAGAAAUCACUUGAAGGUGUAAGGAAAAUUGUCCCUUUUACACCGAUUGUUUUCAAAAUAUGGAAUUUCUUGUGGUCAAUCACAAUGAAGAAAUGUUUGUUGCAAUUUGGAAGAAAUAUCCUUUCAUGAUUUUUUUCAAAGACCGCAAAUUCCACUUGUCACAUGUCCUACCGGCUCCUGCAACUUAUUUCUACAAAUAGCACUCGAAAUCAUGUGAUUGCGUGUAUAAAUGGAUUGCAAACUUUAUUUUGUUUCCUGGACAUUAGCUUGUCAUGUUACAUUUAUUUAUUGUGCUUUCAGAAAAGAGCUGGAAACAUGGCUCCAAGAAAAAAAUCAAAGCAUUUCCAUCCCUCUUUGUUUACCCAACAACUGCCAGUGGAACGCAGCAACUCGAGAAUAAAUCAAAACCGGAGGACAACGUACGUCAUUGUAUGUGGUGGCGGAAGCGCUGAAGAAGCUUAAGACUGUGAAAGGUAUGUUUUCUGUCCAUAUCUUCAUGUCAUCAGUUUUUACAUAACAAGUUUUAUUUUUUAUAUAUGUUCAAGCUCUUACUGGGCGCAAUGAGAACUGCACACAUGUAA